AUGGGCAAGGGCCAGAAGUACUUCCCGCCCGCGAAGAGAGGCAAGUUGCGCGCCUUCUUGAAGGGCACUGGCAAGAAGAAGGCUGUCAUGAAGAGCGCCGCAGCGAUGAAGAUGAAGAGGGGAGAUGCCCCCAAGACUCGCGCCCCGCAGAGCGCGCCAUACGUGCGCCACGGAGCCUCGACGACAAAGUCGCGGCGAGACCGCGAACAGUGGGCACGCUGCCUGAAGGACAUCGUGAACCGCCCCCUGAGGACUAUCAUCAACUUGCUCAAGAAGGAUGGCGUCCUGCCCGAAUGGCACGGCGUGGCUUGUCCGUGCUGCCAGAGGUCAACGCUCGGCCCUCUCAAGGACUUCGGGGCGAAGGGGGGCGGGUGGGCGCGCGUGUGCAAGGGCAGAGACUGCAAGCGCCGCGUACUGCCCCAUGCCUUCCACCCUAUCUUUCGCGUCGGUACUGGGAAGUCCCAUGCUGGGCUUGGUGGCCAGGCUGCGAUCUUGUUCUGCGCUGUAUCUGGGUGCACGCAGACGACGGUUCGCUACCUGCUGAAAAAGAACCACAAGUUGGCGGAAUCCAUAUACAAGUCUCUGUACGAUGCCAGAGCCAAGUACGCGCGGCAGGAAGAGAAGAAGAUCCGCUUCGGCGAGGAUGUCGAGUGGCCCGGCGUCGAGGCGGACGAGGUCGACGUUGCCAGGGGCGAGGGCCCAGACGCCACCUCGCGCACCAAGAAGCCAGUGGCGUGGGAGCAGUGGGGCGGGAUUGUCCAGCGCGGAGACCCUAAGUCGCUCGUCCUCUUCAGGCUUCGCCCAGGGAAAACAGUGCGGAGGGCGCCAGGCCCAGGCCCGAUCCGCAAGCGCGACUGGGCCCCGCUGGCCAAGAAGUGGCUCAAGCAGCGCAAAGUCAUACUCCACGCAGACGGCGCCCGCUCCUACAAGCUGCGCGUUGACGGCGUGGUCCACGACUGGGUCGUCCACAUGAAGAAGCGCGUGAAGGCCGCUGGUGUUUGUGUUUGGGUGGGUGGGUGGAGGAGGGGAAGGUGGCCGUCCCUCGCCGACGCCGAUUGCGGCGGUGCCCUUUUCUGCCGCAGAGUCAAUUGGCUCGACCACUUGACCAGAGGUACGAUGUGGGCAUUGUCAGAGUCGGCGCAGGCAAAGGACAGUCGGCCCCUUUGCCGCCCCUCGCAGGUGAACGGCAAGUACGCGUGGGCCAAGCCAGCCUUCACGAAGGUCAGGUAUCACGACAUUGCAGACAAUGGAUGCUCCAACAAGAAGAAGCGCAUCUGGGUGAAGUGCGGGGCCCAGAUCAUUGACCGCGUCUGGGGCGGGUUGAGGCGCCACCUUGGCCCCAACCGCAAGGUGAACUCCCGCGCGCUGGCAAACAAGGUGAGGUCCUUCCAGUGGUGCCACUGGAACAAGGGCGAGGAACUGUGGGCGCAGACGGGCAAUAUGCUUACCGCUCUGUUCCAGCAGCAGCACGAGUCCCCUGGUAUAUCUCUGCUCAUGACCAACCUCCCCGCCCUCGGAAUGAAGUCCCUGAGGGCGCACUUGGAGGUCGAGGGGGCGGACAGCGAGAAGAUCCAGCAGGUAUUCGAAAAGGUCCGCGGCCACGGCUCGGCCGUCCCGAUGUACCAGACGGCGUUGCACCCAGAGAAAUUCCAGGACGAUCCCCCAGUUCUCUACUCUGUAGGGGAUCUCCCCCUCAUGCCGUCUGAAGGUUGCAGGAAGAUGAAGCAUGCCUUUGCCGUUGUCUUGAACUACCAGGGGGACAUCGACAUGGCCGCGGUGCGGGGGGCCAUGGCGGCCAACGACUACAAUGGUCUGCCAGAGCUAUUGCGCCCCAGAACAAACUGGGAAGCCCUUUACACGACGCAGUUGGCACUGGUGCCCGCUGGCGACGGCGACGGGACAGACAUCAUCAGGUACUUUCUGUUCUCGGGCCCGCAGCCGUUGGUCGACGUCGAGAACCGCCUCCCGCGCGAGAACGAAGUGUUGUACACGCUAUCUUGGGGCAAGGGAGCGGACGUCAAGACGCCGUGGAAAGUCUUGGUCCACAUGGUGGAUCGGCUCGGUGGCGCGCACUUCCGUAACCACCUACCCCCGCAGGAGAAGGGCGAAAAGGAGAAGAAGAAGAAGUGCCUUCCCCAGGACACGAUCGUAUCCCAGUACCAGUUCAUUAAGGACAACGCCCCGCGCGGCAACUUCGAUUGCGAACAGAUGAUGUGGAUCGACUUCCAGCUGAACGACCCGCAGAGCCCCAUCCACAGCUGGAAAGAGGGGAAGAUUAAGGAGGUUCUCUCGCACAUUAAGGACCAGGGCAUUCAGGCGAAAAAGAUCACGUACCACCCCAUCUUCAUCUUCGACACAGGGGGCGAGGGCGUCGAGCGCGCGAAGCGCAUCGUGCCUACUUUCAAGAGCCACUCCUGCCUCAUGGUCGGCGAGCCUGGCGAGGGGAAGACGCCGUACCUGGAGACGCUGGCAUUCGCCAUGGGCGACUACUACGCAGACAAGCUGGGGGGCCGCGGCUUGGCCUCGUUCAGAGAGGGGCCAGACCUGGAUUUCUUCAGGGCCGAAGAGGGCACGAAGCACUGCCCGUGCGUCUUUGAUGGCGGCGACUUGUUCGAGCAGCGCCCGAAGACGUUGAAGGCUUUCUUGGACGUCGGCCAGUUCCAGGCGAUGACGAGGGAGCGGUGGGGGGCUGCCAAGUUCGUUCGGGGCCAGGCGCGCUUCGCCGCGGAGAACAUGUACGACGAGACGGCUGCCCCCACCAUGGACGCGUGGCGCGGUCUGUGCAUCUUGUCGCCAGCUGAGGCCAAGCAGAAGCGAAACCAGUACUUCUUCGACAUGCUCAAGCGCACGUUCCCCAAGGACAUGUCCAAAGCGAACGUAAUGGCCCUCUUGAAGCGGUCCUCCGCGGUCGUGAACACCCCCAAUGACGCGUUCGAGCGCUCGGCGGGUUUGGACUCGGACGUGACGAGGGCCCCGAAGGUUGGCCACUACAUUACCAAGGCAGCGGGGAAUAUUCUCUACGACUACAUCCACAACGGCGCGAUGCGGGACGCCGAGGAAUACAACUCGCUGAGGGACAAGCAGCUCCGCUUCAUGAAGGCGCUGCUGGACAAGGGUUCCGUGCCCCUGCCUCUCUCGGUCAAGGAGGAGCAGCCGCCUGACGGCGCCGAGGGCGGCAGUAGUUCGUCGGCGGCCCGCGAGCCCCUCCCGCCCUUGCCCAAGCGCAUCUGCUGGGCGAGGUCGUUCGGGAGCAUCCCGGAGGUCGAGAUCGACCUCUCGAGCUCGCCCGAAGAGGCCCGCGGCGCCGCCGCCGCGCCCAGUAGCCAGGACCUCGCCGCUGCGCUCGCCGAUGCAGACAACGGCGAUCCGCUCGGCCUGGGCGGCGGAAUGAAUGCCGAUGCGUCGGCAACAGGUGUCAAGGCCGCGAAGAUGGGUGCUCUGACCAAGGCAGCAGGUGUCAAGGCCGUGAAGAUGGGUGCCCUGUCCAAGGCAACAGGUGUCAAGGCCGCGAAGAUGGGUGCCCUGACCAAGGCAGCAGGUGUCAAGGCCGUGAAGAUGGGUGCCCUGUCCAAGGCCGCCCCUGGCUUCCACGUGAGGAUGCGGUUCCGGCCGCCGCCGCCCAAG
This is a messenger RNA of Prorocentrum cordatum, 3624 nucleotides long. Lineage: Eukaryota; Dinophyceae; Prorocentrales; Prorocentraceae. The record is from the annotation of a GenBank genome assembly.